UUUUUUGUGUGUUUCUAGGUUGUGAUGCUCUCUGCUAUCCCACCAUUGAAGAAACUUUGCAAAGCUGCCUAUCACAGUCUAUCACAUUCUCGAUGAAUCCUAAUGAUUUACUUCGGACAGAGAUCAAUAACCUAUCACGUAGUCAGAUGAAGGAACUUUGCCAAAUAUUCUACAACUUCAAAGAUUGUGUGGAAGAAGAGUUGAAACCAUGUAUGGACAAGGAUGAAUUUGAGAAAAUUCUGGAAGCAUUUGAAGAAUCGUUCAACUAUAUUUGUCAUGAAGGGUUUGAGCUUCUCAUGAAGAUCAAACCAUGUACAUCAUCAGCAAACUUCAAGGACCACAUGAGCCAAUGCUCUUACGAUGCACAGUACAAAGUCAACCGACACAAUGUCAGAUUGAUGAAUGAUUACAUGAUGAAAAUGAAAGUUUGCAGAUACCUCGAAGAAUCACUAGAAUGCGCAGAGACAGUUGCACAGAAACUAUGUGGAAAUGAUGCUCAAAAAUAUUAUCAUGAACUCAACGUCAGGACAAUGGGACCAGCCAAGAGAUUUCUACGCUGUCACCAGGCCAGAAACACUACACUGAUUGGUCUGGGCAUCUCUAUAGCAUUGGUGCUGGCCAUUGUUGUAUUAGUGAUAGGUCGAUGCCUCAGGAGACAUCAAAUGGUACAGGAGGCUAGUUCUGAAACCUUACUCAUACCUGGCAUACUGCAGCAGCCGCUGAGACGACAGCGAAUGGGUGCGACAACAACAACAGCAGCAGCAGCAACAGCAAAUGCUUCGACAACAACAGGGCCGACUGCAAUGGCAGCAGCGGCUGCAGCAGCAGCAAUGGCCUCGCCCCCAUACACGCCACGCGCGCAGACAUCAACCGAUCCCUCAAGCAUAGCAACUGACAUUCCUGACCAGAUCCCGAAGGAUCUCCCACCUCAGUACCCCGGUCAUCCACCAUAUCCCCAUUCCUGCACGAACGAUAAAGACGACUACACAACACCACCCCCUUCUUAUGAGCAGGUCAUGGCCGAAAUGAGGAACCGGUCAGAGGAGCAGUAAAUAAUGCCUAGCUUUUGUAAAGUCUCAAAAGAUUUUACACAUCAUAUAUGUUAUAAUAUAUAUACAUCAUAUUAUA
Messenger RNA from Octopus bimaculoides (California two-spot octopus), 1128 nucleotides. RefSeq lists its product as uncharacterized. The record is from RefSeq and is a predicted model, not a curated record. NCBI's taxonomy places the organism in Eukaryota, Metazoa, Mollusca, Cephalopoda, Octopoda, Octopodidae.